ACGCGGUCCCGUGCCAGCCGCGGGGCUCGGCGGAGGAGGAACAUAAGCCCGCGGCGGGGCCGCUUUCUUAUACGGCGAGCCGUCCUCCCUCAGCCCGGCAGGAUGCGGGGCCUGCUGCCUGCAGCCGUGCUGCUGUACGGCGUCGUCGUUCCGGGCGUGUUCGCCGUCGGGAGAAGGAACGUGGACCCCGAGACGAACAUGAACAUCAGUCAGAUUAUCACGUUCAGGGGAUACCCCAGUGAGGAGUAUGAAGUGACAACAGAAGAUGGGUACAUUCUUUCUGUUAACAGAAUUCCUUAUGGAAGAAAAGAUCUAGGACAGAGCAAAGGUAAGAUUUAUUUCUGCUUGGAAAAAACAGUAAGGCGUGGAAAAGUUCUACACUUUAUAAAAAAGGGGAGAAAAAAAAAAAAAAAGUGUGACAGAACUUCUGCUCCUACAAUCAUUCAUAAGAAGAUUACAGACUGUAACCUAUGGAGUUACAAUCUAUGACUAGUGAAUGUCAUGGCCAGAAUGGCUCAGGUGCAUUUAGAGUGACUUCAGUGAGGGAGGGGUGAAAGAAUUAGAAAGCUGCCUUUUCCUGGCAUUUCCAUUUUGU
This is a messenger RNA of Centrocercus urophasianus (Greater sage-grouse), 595 nucleotides long. RefSeq names its product putative lysosomal acid lipase/cholesteryl ester hydrolase. NCBI's taxonomy places the organism in Eukaryota, Metazoa, Chordata, Aves, Galliformes, Phasianidae. The record is from RefSeq and is a predicted model, not a curated record. The transcript is spliced from 2 exons. Bases 103 to 489 code for a protein of 128 amino acids. Gene Ontology annotation, biological process: lipid metabolic process.